This is a messenger RNA of Porites lobata, 11772 nucleotides long. The record is from the annotation of a GenBank genome assembly. NCBI's taxonomy places the organism in Eukaryota, Metazoa, Cnidaria, Anthozoa, Scleractinia, Poritidae.
CUUCCUUUGAUUUUUCCCUUCGUAGUAAACGGAAUGUGGGGCUCAUGGUCCUCUUGGAGCGCUUGCAACAAGACGUGCGGUCAGGGUACGAGGGAGAGGAAACGGUUGUGUGAUAACCCGAAGCCAGAUUUCAGCGGCAACAAGUGCUUAGGUUCUGACAUUCAGAAGGACAAUUGUAGCGCCCUUUUGAGUUGCCCAACACCAAGUGAGUGUGUUUGUAAAUUACCCUUUAGACCCCUUAGAUUAAGACGAUUAACGUCAGUCCUGCCCUUCCCGCGAGGCCGAAUUCACGUGUAGAAUUGAAUGAAUUCUAAAAGUCUAGAGGUCUACAAAAAUCAUGAAAUAAAUCCUCUCAAAUAUGAAAUGUGCCUUUAAAUAGUGACUUAUUGCGUAUCAAUCUACAUAAAACAAACACAACACAACCUAAAGAACCUUCUCGAGCCGGUUUAAAAGUUAUCAGGCUCCCUCCUAAUUGUUUAAGUAAACAUACAGCUGUAAGUAUAAUGUAUUUGCCUUCUAAUAAUAAAUAAUCGUCCCAAAAUCAUUGAUUGCUCAGCUUAGAGUGUGGCUGAAAUUGAAAGGCAAAUAUUUCAGUAGUUCAUGGCCUCUGCAUGGCUCAUGUGAUAAACCUAAUGACAUAUUUAUGUUUCCUGAUUUCUAGGUCCUCAACCACUCUGUUUAAAUCACAAGAAGUACAUAUGCUUCAUCUACAAAAACUGUGGCAAAAAAUUUCGUUAUUGCACCUGUAUUGAUUCAUAUUAUGCUGAACAACGCGGCGAAACAUGUAAGUAAGAUCAAAAUCAGAAAUGGAGGAUCAAUAAAAACAGGGUGAAGGUGUGAGGUUACACUGCAAAAGCUAACGGCUAAUAAUAAUAAUAAUAAUGAUAAUAAUAAUAAUAAUAAUGAUGAUGAUAAUAAUAAUAACAAAAAAAUAAUAAUAACAGCAACGACAACGACUAAUAACAGUAAAAAAAAAAAAAAAAAAAAAAAAAAACGUGAAUGCAUUGGAACCCGUUUUAUAAAACUGAAAACGGAGAACGCCAAACUUUUAUAUAGCAGUAAAUUCAUUUACCGCUUUCCACUCAUCUUAACGUGUACCUUGUAGAUGACAAAAGAAUGAGCUAAAAUACAUUUAGUCUUGAUCUAAAACUACAUGCACAUGCAACCUACAACCAGCGGUAAGUGAAUUAGAUCUCAAAUAAAUCAUUUGACACUAGACGAAACAAAAUGAAUUUGUACAAAUUUGCUCGUUGCAAAUAUGUCGCAAAUAUAAUAAUAAUAAUAAUAAUAAUGAUAAUAAUAAUAAUAAUGAUAAUAUUAAUGAUGUAAACAACAACAACAACAAAACUAAAGAGUAAAUCUUGGACAAACCUGGCACAUUUUACAUUUGCUUGCCUUUAUUGACAUCCCGUGUUUUUUUUAACCCCAAUGGAAGGUUCUUGAAAAAACCAUUUAGCGCUAUACAGGCCAAAAAAUCAACAACUUUCUUCUUUCGUCUUCUUUAGUCUCAAUCCCCUGAAAAAAAAAGCUGGUCGCUUUAUCAAACCUAAGAAACAAAUUCAGAGGUGAGACUUGAUACAGAUUAGACUGUCGGUCAUCCAUCAGUUGAGUUAAAAAUUGACAGUCUGCCCGGUCGACAUUUGCUAAUUUUGUCAUUUCAGUAUUAUUUAUGUUCCAUUUGCCUUUGCCUUUAUAGGUCAAAGAGACAGUUCAACAGGUAAGCUGCCAUCUGUAACCUUUAUCAUAAUGUAAAUUUGUUAUUUGCUUCAAAUACAUGGGGAAAAAAAAGAAAAAAAGAAAAGAAAAAGCAAAAACAAAAAUAAGCAAAUAGAGAAAAAAUGACAAAAAAUAAAAAACAAAAAAACAAAAAAAGCAAAAACAACAAAGCAGUCGAUUGAGACGAGACAUGAUUAUAUCAAUCGGCAGAAUGUAAAUAAAAUAAAUAAAUAAUGAUUUGGAGGUAGCACAUCCACAAAAUCCCCGUCUACCUGAUUCCUGGUGCAGUUCAAACGUUUUCACUGAGUUUACAUAGUCAUUUCAACUUGGUAGUUUCCGAGGUUAACAGCCUUAUUGCCCCUGUUACAUGUAGUUACUGACAGUUGACAGAUAUAUAAAAUUUUAUUACUUCCUAGGUUAUUCACGCGGUUUUCAUGGAUGUCAGUCUUAUCAUAAAGUCAAGAAGUGUUUUUCCUGCAGAUACUCAGGCUGGCACUUUUGUUUAUGUGUUCCUCGUUGUUACAAGAGAAAACGCUAAAAUGAAAUAUAGCGAUUGUGAGGUUAUUUUUGUACCAUUUUAUUCAGAUACUGACUGGCUGGGCAAAGUAGAUUUACAUUUUUUAUUUGUUACCGCGUUGUUUUCAAACAGAUUGUUUCACAAAUUGAUAGGAAAACGUUUCGUUGCGUUUAUUAGGGAGUUUAACCAAAUCGCUACGGCGACCUCUACUACGGCGGUCGUGGAUGCGGUGUCCUGGGGAGAGUACGUCUUGUAGCUCGCCAAAUUUCAAGCUCAAUUCUUGCUCACUUGCUUUCGCUAUAAUAUAUCAACAACAGAAUUCAAUGGUGGUCAAGUAAGAAAACGGCCAAAUUAAAAAUUUCGCUUGCCAAGAAGAACAUUGAUAGUAAACAUCAUCACAGGGCGAUUCGUACACAAAACAGAAAACUACAGAUGAAGAUCGGAGUAAGCUGCUAGUAGGCCUACUCUGGGACCUUAAGUCGCCUAAAGUCGCCCAAAGUCGCCUUAAGUCGCCUUAGGUCGCCUUAAGUCACUUUAAAUGAUUAAAAUCUUAAAGAGGUUCAAAUUGUCUCGUAGUUAUUACUUUUUUAGUUUUCUAUUUCCAGAAUGCAUGAUUUCUCAUAAAGUGUGUAAUAACCCAUGUUCAAUAAUAUUAGCCACAGACCCACCCCAUCUUCCUAACCCCCACAAAAAAACUCCAACAGUGACUUAAGACCAGCUGAUUUCUUCUCCAGCCCUCUAAUUUAUACAUUCUAUUACUUUAGGGAAUUUAAUACACAUAAUAAUUAGUUGUAAGCAAUACAAGAAUAAUCAUUCCUGUAUUGUUUACACAAGAAUGACAACAUAUGGGACACAACUUUAUCCAGUCACUUGUACAGGUAUUUUAUUAAUUUCAUCGGGGAGGUUUGUUUCAUAUUUCUGAGUAAAAGUGUUGUUAAAAAGGCAUUCAAAGGUUCAAGUUCUAGUGAAAUUAUAUUAAACAGCGUGCAAAGAGAGUAGACAGAGUAGUGUCCAGGUAAUAGCACUCAGGUACUGGAUUUUAUGAUUGGACUGGUAAACUGUGUUUUUAACUCGCCUGGCUGGCAAGUAAAGUUUUUUGGGGAAUUCAGAUUACAGAAGAACUGUAAUAAAUCCCAUUCAUAAAAAAAAUUGGGGGUAGUCAAAAUGGCUUUCAGGUUAAUGCAUGCUAGGUACAGCUUGCCGGAAUAGCAAGCUGUAAAGCUGACUUUCUUUGCACCCUGAACAAAAUAUAACUUAAAAAGUUUAAAGUCUCUUGUCUACUACUUUGAGAGAGUCCAACAUUGAAAAACAAUUAUUGCCGCCACAACAUUAAUCUAAACUUUCUGGUAAGUAGGGCAAACAAGUUAAUAAGCCUAAAGGUCUAUUGAAAAAAAUGUCCAUGUAAAUUACCGAACCAGAUUUUACGAGCAGCCAAUGAUAAGUUAUUUCUCCAGUACACAACCUCUGAUCUGUAUUUACCGUCGAAUUAUAUCCAUCUAUCAUUGACAGAAACACAAUCACUCUUAUAAACUUGAAAACUUAGCUUAGCUUGUACAGUCGUCUCGUUACAUCGAGGCUUUGUUUAUGUUGUCGUGAUUGCUCCCUGCCAAACGAUUUGAUGUAAUGGACCAUUAUUGAUGAAGAACGUAGAAAGGCGAAAUCAUACACCUUUUUCGCCCAAGUUCGGGCCGCCUGAAAGUAGUGUGUUUUGGUCACGUGACUAACUGGUCUGGAGGCGGGGAGAGGGCGGGACCCUGAAAAAAUCGAAAUUAGCUUGCGACUGUGGAAUUCGGGGAGAAACAAAAUGGCGGAUAGAAAUGCGCUCUUGUUGUUGUCAAUUGUACGUUGCGUUUUCGUUUAAAGAUCUCCUUUUAAAUGGAAAUUUGUGAGAUAAUAAUGGAAACGUUUACACUUGGUACUGCCAUUGGUUUAAACAUGACGCAUAAUGCUGCCGCGUGGAACAGAGCGAGGUUGGUUGAAGCUAAGUUUAGUUGUUUGAGCUGGUGCAUAAAUGGACUCAUAAAAUCAACCCGACUGGAAAGUUUCCAAAAAGACCAUUGGAAGAGAGUACAGUUCACUAGCGAAGCAAGUAUUUGGAAGUGUUUUGUUUGACUGAGACAGGAAAGGAGCAAUAUAUACAGCGAGAACUACCAACUUUAUAUUUUGAAUUCAAUUGGAAAAACAACCUCUUUGCCAAACGUGUGAGGACAAACAUUGGCAGAGCAACUGCCAAGACAUACAUUUAACACAUACAAUGGGCAUCGUCAUUUCCAUGAUGUGCAAUAUCGAUAAGUGAUUUUAGAUGUUUUAAAUUAAUUACUUAAAUGUUUGUUGUCAAAUUAUGAAAAAAAGGAACUUCAAUAUAAAAAACGAACCAGCUUACAGUAUUUUACAGAGAUGCAUUGAAAUACUGUACUUUUAGGGUUUUUUUUUGGAAAAAGAAAUGCAGGAACCAUUGAUUUUUUGUCCCCUAUAUUGUAAAAUAAUUCAUUUAAAGGCUAAGAGAAAAUUUACCCUUUUGGUUGCUUCUAACUCAGAUUUUGUCUCUGCUAAUGUAAUACAAAACCAACACCCUUAAUAUUAUUUGCCUGUGCCAUAUAUGGAACUAAACUCUGGGUUAAGUCCGUCUGAAAAACAGCGGCAAAAUCCUAGUUCUGGGCCCCCCGUGUGUGUAUCAGGAUUUGAGUACCUGCCAGGACUGGACUGUUAAAAGUGCUAUUGUCCAUUUGCCAAUCAUAUCGAAGGGAAACUCAAAAUGCCGGUAAUUCGUUGAGUACGUUGGGGCCCAGAACAAGGAUAUUAGUGCUGUAAGCCGAUCUUGCGAGCCCUCAGUCUCUUGGUUUGCGGUAUACAGAAUGUGUAAGGAAACUGUAACGCGAUCGUCAACGCGAUCAAAAUAACCCAUUAUUUCAGAUGUUUUCGACGGGUUUUGAUGUUCUAACGACAAACACAUCUCCCCUGGACCCUGUGUAUAAUAUCUAAAAAACCAAAACAAAAACAAAAAAGAAAAGUAAAUGGGUAACCAUAAACGUUUCUUAUUUUAUUUCCAUUUGAAUUUUUCCAGUUGCCUGUUUUUCUUUUCUUUUUUCUGUGAACAUCAUUGCAAUGAGGUGAAAAUGGAAUAGAAAAAAUAAUACCAACAUUAAAAAUUGCAAAUAAAGGAAAACAAAACAAACGCAUAUGUUUGCUUGCCUUCUCCUUUUUUGAGCUCCUAACUCUAAGUGAUCUUUCAUGGGCCAAAAGUCCAUGUCGUGUUAAAAGGUUCAUCGGUGAUUUCCAGCUUCUUCCAUGUUGAAUGGUCCGAACAUUUUAAAUGGCAUAAAUGAUUUGUUAUUGUGAUUUAUUAUCUGGUCAUUAACGUGUCUUACUCACGUUUUCUUCAACUUUUCUCCUUUUGUUUCACCCUUCCCUAACAGAAGAGCCGAUUCUCAGUCUAAUCUUGUGCCAUUUGAUAUAAUAAUAUAACCACACUUAAGCUAUUGUCAAUAUCAAGAAACUGCGGUUAGUUGAUUCCGAUAUUUAUUUUUUUAUUCUUUCAAUUGGUUAUUCGUUCUUUUUUUAUGCCAUUCUUACUUCCCCUUUCUUGAUAGAUCUUAAUCUGGUUUCAAAGAACAAGAACUAGUAAAACAUAAUUUUUAUCCAGUCGUACCUUUCUUGUAGUCGCUGGUAAAACAUUCUUCCUUCGUGGUUUCACCUACACUGAAUCCAAAACGAAGCGAGAUUGUUCGAGAAGCUAAUAAGGUAAGCGAUAAGCGGUGAUAAUUAUCAUGUUACUAUCCUUGGCAGUCUCCAAUAUUAAGCUAUAAUCUGAAAGACUUAAUUUAGAAUCAUAUGUUACUUUAUUUAAGAUCAGAUUUAAGGAAUGUUUGAUUCUUGCAUUGACUUAUUGGAAUGUGUCACCAGGGCAUACGUACAAUAUACCUUGUACUUUUGCAAAAGAAAAAAAAAAAGGUUCUAUCGCAUUAAUGAAGUUACUUUUCUAUGUGGUUGCUAUUUUAAAGGAAGUUUAAAGUCAAUUUAGGCGGUGAAUUUUACGUAAUUUGUUGAUCUGUAACCUAUAAUGAUUGUAGCUGAAACAUUAUACUCUUGGUCUGUCGUAAUAAGACGUUCUUUUCAAGUGUUACUUUAAUUACUCUCUGAGAUCGAAAACUGAAAAGCGAUAUAUUUGAAUUGACAAGAUAAUACAGAACCGAUAUUUUUUUUUUCAUUUAUUUCAAAAACAUUUUUCGUCACAGGGCAAAAGUUGAAACCAUUGCAACGUGGCAAGUAUAAUCAACCGAAAACGACUUUCCCAGAAUGCUUCUAAAGUACGAAAGCAAACCAAAAAAUCAUAAAAAAAACGGCCAAGAGGUGUGAAAAACGUGCUCAGCGAACACAGCAUCGCUUGAAUAUGCCCUCUCUUUACAAUAUCAGAAAAAAAAAAAAUGUAUGUCCGUCUAAGUUGAAAAACAUUCAAUAAGCGGCAUGUGGCAGAGGCUCGUAAAUUGUAUAGAAAGACGAAACAGCAAAUUGUACAUCUAUAAGGUUUCUUACACCUCACCGCAUUCAGGAAAGAAAAAAAGAAAACAAAAGAAAAAAGGAAAAGAAAGAGAAAAUGGGCAUUUAUCUCUGCAAAAAGCAGUAACGGAUACACCUGCUCUCUAUUUGUGAUGCUGAUCUUCUUUUAAUAUUCAAGUAUUAAAAGAUGCGUGUGACAAGGUAUGCCCUCAUAACGAUAUUGAUUUUAAUUAGUAGUAUCGCGUUUCAGCAUAAGUAUUUUAAUUGAAAGAUGAUAUCUCCUAGUUUCUAUUUUUCAAUCAAUGAAUAUGGUUUCUCUCUGUUUAUUUUCCUGACCUACUCCUUCUUAUUGACAGCUUGGUAUCCGUCCACGUUCUCCAAACUCCAUAAAACGGGACCGUGGAUUUCAAUUCUAUCAGAACUGCUACCCAUGGGGCUUUGGUCAUGGGUUCAAAACUUUUCCUUUUAGCAGUUUUAGUUUUUGCAGCUACCACCGAAAAUUGGGUAAAAUGUAAGUUAUUUGAUUUUUUAUUGAUUUAUAAUAUUUAAAUAACUAUUUGUUUUACUGCCAGUUUCAAUGUUACCACUGAAUGUUAUUAUUAAAAUCUUAAUCUGUCUUUCUACAGCUGAAUCUGUUUUUGAAAAAGGUGAGUAUUUUAGAAUGACCGUUAUAAUUAAAGAGAUGCACGAAAAGGCCAUUGAAUUUCCCCUGAAAAUGUAUUAUACUUUCUUCCUACCUCCCACGUAGACGUUUUUAGGGUACUUGCAUUCCCUCCCUUGUCACCAAGGGAGGAAAUACGAUUCCAGUAAAAAAACGCCAGCCUGGGAGAAUAACUUUAAUCUUACUUAUUUCAAAUAUUUCUUACUAUUCUGCCGGCUUGUUAAGUCAAGAAAAUCGCUAAUCGAUGGUAUCCAUUCAUUAUCGAAACAAGAUAAACUACUAUGUCGGAAAUCGAUAAAAAUCGUGCAUGAAAUGAUUUGUUGUAAUUGCUGACUAUCAAAUUUUCAAUUAUCGUUAUCGAUAGGUGACUAUCACAUAUAGACUUCGAGAGUGCUGCCUUUGAUUUCUACAAAUAAAGAGCAGCAAUUAAACCUUGCGCGGUAAACACAAUUUUACUAAAUACAUUUACUAAAGAGCAAGUAGUAAAAUCAAUUGAUUCAAUAAAUAUCAUUAUUAUUCAUUCAAAAUAUUUCCCCGAUUAUGAUUGGCUAAAAGCACACCCACAAUUCACCAUAACCAGCUACUGAUGACCAAAUCUGGAAGAAUUUUGCGAUUAAUGAAGGUUAAUGUACUGUUAACCGAGAAGACUUGAGUUGUUUUGGUUGUGAAAACAAAAAUGGCGGACAUUUCACUCGAUUCAAGAGUAAGAACUAGGCGAAAUAAUAGCUAAAAACAUGGCAAGAACAGCAGGAAGACAACGCCAAGGGCGACAUCUGCUACUUGGUCAAUAUUUGCGAAGCUGAACAACCCUGAACGGGCACUUUCGAAGAUGAAUUUAACAUCGAUGGAGGUAAGCAUGUUUUAGCUAAGAGUUGCUCGUCCUUGAAAUUUCCCACUACAGUUUUUUUUUUAAAUAUUUCACUGUUUGCGACUGAGAAAGGUUCAUAUGAACAAUGAGCUUGAAAUUGCUUAUAGUUCAAGGUUGCAAGGACCAAUGUGACAAAUUUUGGGAAAAACUAACAAAGAUAUGAAAAGGCUUUGGUUCAAAUACAUUUCGUUCUAUUUGAAAUGACGGAAGAUAUUUUUGUAUCACAUAGUAAAAGGCUAACCAGAUAAGUUUUUCAUGCCUAGGUAAUAAAAAGGGAAUGAUAGAAUCUGCAUCUCUAGUUUUAUUCGUUUGUUGUUGUUUUCGUGGCAAAAGAGGGAAUUAAUUGGUCGAAACGGAAAGCCUGGAUUUCCGACUGAAAAGUUUGAUUUUUAUGUACGGAAUCAUGGGCCUCUAAUCAUUAUCGUUAUUAGUGUUGUUCCACUUUCGAAGUUUAAUAAGAUUUGCAAAAAAAAAAAAAAAAAAAAAAAAAGGUGCAAUUGUUUUCAGUGAACUUCAGGGAGGACUGAUCCUGACUUUUAUUUACUUUUAUUUAUUGACUGGUCCCUUUUUUAUUUACCAUUUUCCAACUAAAAAGGAAAUUACCGCCUUUCGCUUACACUUUAUGCUCUCCGUUUCUUACCACAGGUGCAAGCGCUUACGGCGAAGCAGAUGAACAUGAUAACUCUUUUGACGAAGGAUUAGAAGAUGGUUUGUUAUUUAGAUGAUGAAGUUCGUAUAACUAACUUACACGCCUGCAUGCUCAGAAAAAUUUGACAGAAAUACAAUUACAUGCUCAAUAUUUCAAAAACUCUCUUAGCCAGCUUUAGAGCUCACCAACAGAAAAGCAAAACAAGUAUUCCAUUGACCUUCUGUUACGUUCAUCCUGAUUCUGUAGAAUCUGUAUUUAAAUUCUGUAUUUGCCAUUUACGAAAGGGAUAUUGUAACUAUUUUGCUCCAAUCUACGCUUGUACUUUUUCUUUCAGACGCGGACGUUUAUUAAGAAAAAGCUGGGAAUUCUUUAGACGACGAUGACGGAAGUGGUAAGAGUUAGUUAUAGUGAUGACGUUCAUGCUAUUAACUGUUAUGCUACGACAAAUUUUGCACGAGUGUAGGCCCGAGGUUUAUCGGCCAUGAUCACGAUGUAGGGAUGAAGUGUAAGGGUUUUUCAGGCAGAUUACUCUGACAAAGCAAUAUUGUCAAAUCGGUUGUGUUUGAUUGAACUGCACGCCAUUGUUCAUAUUCUAUUCGAUAUUGCUGGCCAAUAUUUAAGCUAUUUCUCAUGCCCUGAUUUUCUCUAAAAGGAAAUAAAACAACUGAUUAUUGGAACUGUAUGACAGGGUUAUCCCGAUAUAACAAGGUUAGGAAUUUGUUUCCCUUGAAUCGACGCUCGUCGUUUCGAAAUCUAUUAAUCAGUCUCAAAGUUAAUAAACAGAAAAAAAAAAAAAAACAAAAAAAAAAACAUGUCUUGGCGUCUUCGUCCUGAUCUUCGAUGUGACUUCUGUAUUUCAUUUUCUAAAGAUGUAUUACUCCUUCCCGACCCCCCCAUUUACCUUGAUUCCUUUUCAUUUUGUUACUUUCUUUUUAUUCCUUUCAUCUUUUUCCUCUCCAGAGGCAAACGAUUACGAUCAAGAAGAUGAAGCUGGGAAUCCCUUAACCGUAGGUGAAGGAAGUGGUAAGUUAAUCAGCGAUGGCGCUUGUGCAAUCAACUUACGCUUAGACAGAUUUAUACGCUUUCGCUGGUCAGUAGCUUAUCCGUGUCUGUGUUUCUUAAAACUAACCGUUCCUCGUCACGGAUUAUUUGAACUUUAUUCCGGAUCACAUCAUCCUGAUUUUCUCAAUGACUUCAAGGCUAUUCUUACUCAAUAAUUAAUUGAUACUAUUAAUAUUUUGGUCAGUCACAAUUUCCGGUUGCCUUUUUUCAUUGCAGGGUAUAGCGAUUCCAAUGACGCAGAUUUUACCCUUUACUACAUCCACUUUGAAAUCACUGGCUAUCCGUGCAAUCUCAUUGGCUCUCAGCAGUGUGAUUUAUUCAUAAAUCGCACCAUUUUUUUGCUCUAAAUCGCAUCUGUUCCAAAUCGCGUCAUUCAUGUUCUAAAUCGUAUCAUUUCUGUUUUAAAUCGCACCAUUUUUGUUCUAUAUCGCAUCAUUUUUGUUUCGAAUACAAAAUAAGAUGUAAAAGCUUUUUUGUUUCGGCUUUUUAACAAACCGGCUAUUCGAUCAAUAAAAUAUUAGUACUGACUAAAUUCUGCGAUUUCAAAAUGGAUGUAAUAAAGUGGUAAUUGAACUUCGUGUCGUGCAAUUUUGGUCUGAAAUCAUACUUGUGAUUUCAGACCAAAUUGCACUCCACUCAGUUCUGAUUACCAUUAUUAAUCGCUAAGUUACAUAUUACUACCGUGUCAUUUAGUGCUGAUAACGUAAUUUUCUGAUUAACGGCGAACCACAGAUUAGUGCAAAGGAGGGGAUAUCUUAGGCACAUUUAGCACAGUGCUAAAAUUCAAUCAACGGUGAAGCUCAGAGCCUUUGCUAGCAAUGGCGAUGAAAUUGCAUAAUUUAAUAAAUCGAACUGGAUAUUUAUCUAAAUUAAAAAAUCUGUAUGUACUAACUUCCAAACCCUCAUGCAAAUUUCAUUUCUCUUACGCUGUGAGCAAGAGGCCACUUAUAUAGAAAGAUCAAAUGACUUCUGCUCUCACAUUGCUCUUUUCUCGCCUCUCCCAGAAAAAAGGUUGCUUCCCCUUUGUUUGUUAUUUCUGUGUCGUUUUCCCUUCUCGCUCUUAUUCCUUUUCUUUUUUAGCCUUUUCUUCCUGGGGCCCCUUUCUUCUUUUUUUUUCUCUCUCUCUAUUUGGACAGAAAACAAUUGAAACAGUUUAACUUUUCUUCUUCCUCUUCUCCUUCUCCUUCUUCUUCUUUGUUUGCACACUAAACGACUGUGGGGUUGAUCUUAUCUAUCUUUCAUUUUCUUAAUAGAAGAACGAGAAGAUGAGUUACUUGAAAUAGGUGAGUCAGACGCAAUGAAAACGGACUUUUAGCUUGUAGAGGGUUUUGAUCCUUUUGGAUUGAUUUCAGUUUAACAGAACAACCAGCCCGUGAGAAAACGUAAAGGGAAAGAUAAUAUUGUGGGUUCAAAACUGUUUUUUUUUUUUUCCAUUGAAAUCUUAAACUUUAAUUGGGAAACAUCUAUUUAUGGGUUGGAUGAAAUGAAUGGUGCGCGAAUUGAAUGAGUGAUUUUCAGAUCUUUGUGCUGUGUCCUCAUGUGUAUAACAGUAAUUGGUCUCAGCUCUCAUAGUUAUUACAUCUCGACUCACUUUGGAUUCUUACAACUACUGUUUCAUGUAAACAAUUUCAAGGGCGAUGAAAAGAGUGCACCCCUAUAAAUUUUACUUAUCCCUCCCCCUGUGCAAUGAAUGGGCAACAAUUUUAUGUAUUCCCCAAGUAGGUAAUGCACGGAAAACAUGGAAACCAUGGAAACCAUGGAAACCUUGGAAACCACAGAAACCAUGGAAACCAUGGAAACCA